GUUGCAGGAAAAAAGAAAAGCGAGCAGGAGUAGGGCGCCCCGGCGGGUGCCUGGAAAAUGGGUGCUCACGUCGAAAGAAGAAGAAGCAUCAGCGGCGCAAAGACGCCCAAGACGACAAAAACAACAGCAGCAACAAACCACAGCGGCAGCUUGAAAGGAGCGUGGGUCCAGCGGCCGAUGCUGCAGGAGCGCCGCGCCGCGAGUUGAUACAGGGGCCCGCCCUCUCGGCCCCAUUCGGGCCGACAUGAGCGAUCUACAGGCCACCCUCGAGUUCUCCCUCGAGCUCUGCAAAUUUUACAAUGUCGAUCUCUUUCAGCGUGGGUACUACCAAAUCAGGACGUCGUUACGCGUCUCACCGAAGCUGCCGAUCAAGGUGGAAGUUAAUCAACCACGAAACAGUGCGCUGGAGGUGCCGGGUACGAGCAAGCGCUUCCAGAUCCUGUACCGCAACGAGGAGGUGACGCUGGGCACGUCCAUCCUCUUCCGGGCGCAUGUCCUCGUCCACAGUCACAAGAUCGAGGAGGCUCUGGCGCGCGCCCACUUCAACCUCAGCGUCGAGCUCUGGUUCAGCGAUCCCGCCCAGCACAACAACAUGGCCUGCGUCUCCUCUAGGGCGCUGCAGCUCAACUUCGUGCCGACCAAGGGCUUGCACUACCACCUGCCGGUGCUGUUCGACUACUUCCAUCUGGCCGCCGUGUCCAUGACCGUGCACUGCUGCCUCGUUGCCCUCCACCAGCCCAACAUCAAAAAAAGCAUCCUUCACUACGUGCAGAGCUGCGCGCCGAGAGGCAGCAAAGCUUGGGUGCAGGCGAAACAGCCCGCGUCCAACAUCGUGGACAACAACUCGUCGGCCUUUAAAAACUUUGAAUCGACGACUCGGUGCGUCGGCUCGACCACGAGGCUGCAAAAUGCCAAGCUCGUCCAGCAGGAGGUGACGAGGCUCCUGUUGGCGGCACGCGAGUCGCUGCUCGGUGAUCUGGCAGACAUGGCGAGGCUGCUGCCCUCCUGGCAGCAACGCGCCCUCGAGAUAGCACAGAACACGCACAAGGAGGUCACGAAGAUGAUCGACAUAGAGGAGGCCGACGUGGCCCAGCUCUGCGCACAAAACAUCGUCCUGUGGGAAAACUUUCUCGAGGCGUUCUCCGGUCGAGAGGCCGUUCACCAGCACCUAGCCAAAGUUCAUCACCAGUUGAGGGUGCGGCGCUUCGCGGAGGGCUUCUUCGUGCUGGAGAACCCGCGUAGCUCGGCCGCGGGCUGCUACGACGCCAACUACCAGUCGUACCAGGCGGUCAGCGAGGCGGCCCGUCGCUCGCGCUACCUCACCAGCUUGCCGAACCUACCCAUCCACUGUCCGGAGCUCGACGGUGAUCUACACAGUCUGCCCCUGAUAUUCGAGGACCGCUACGCCGACAUGCAGCAACGGCACCGGAACAGCGUGCCGAGCAUGGACGACUGCAGCUGCGGCAUAAGUAACAACAACGCGGUAAUGGACGCCCGGGUGGUGGCGAGCAGCGUCUGGUCCCCGCGCUCGGAGGGCGCCUGCCAGGAGAUCAUGACGGCUUACCCGGGCCGUUUGUUGCUCGCGCCCACGGCGAGCCUACCGGCCCGACACAGCAAGUCCCUCGACCAGCUGCUCGGCCCUGACCUCGUCACCUCCCACCAGCCCCAAUCGCGGGCCACCUCGCCCAAGACCCUGCCCCGCAGCGCGUCCACACAGCUCAUCAGCAACAAACAACAACACCAGCAGAGGAUCGCCGCGAGGAUAGCCACACCACCCGCUACCGUGCCGUCCCGGGGCAAGCUGAGACCGACGGCACCCUCGUGCGCCACUCUCUUUCCACCCCAGCAGAGACAGCAGGCCUGCUCUGCCCCCAAUCCCACCCUCGGUUCGACGCCGGUCGUGGCCACCCUGCCCCGGGCCAAAUCGACGCAGACGCUCGUCCCGAGCGCGUACUCCGGGCUGCUGGCGGGCGGUGAUGGUCCGGGAGGUAUGAAAACUAACCAGCAGCAGCGGUCAAACUCGAUAACGUCCCUCCUGGCGGCCAUGUUCCCGGAGAUGCCGCGCAACGAGCACCUACCCGGCUACCGGCCAACACCCGACUUUGCCCACCUCACCGACCGUUUGGCCCUCGAGCCCCGCAGUCAUCGGUUAUCCCACGAGGUCAACGGGGAGCCGGUCCUCUGCACCGCGACCCUCGACAGGUUGAGCUACCGUGGCCGGGCGGCCAAGGCCCGAGCCGCCAAUAGAGCCGCGGGGCACAACGGCCCGGACCUUCUGGCCCAGCCGCGCAAGUACAACACCCUCGGCCGGCCGAGCCGAGGCCGGGUAGGUCUGACCAACGGCCACGACCUUUACGGCACGAUGGUCGCCGAUUGCUCGGACCGGCGGAGCAACGGGCACCCCCCGCUCAUGGCCAAGAGGCCCCGCAGCACCGACCGGAUAUUCGACGACGGGUUCCGGGACGACGAGCCGUGGGAGGAGCUGCGCCGGCCGAUCCGCAACAGGGACCAGCAGCCGUUGCCCCCGUCGUCGGGGGCGAAGAGGUCGCCGGCCCGGCGCGACGAGGAGGCGAGGCCGAACGGCAGGUGCGGGCGGAACGGACGGGAGCAGCAGCCGGUCUACGAGACGAUAAACGACGGGCCCCAUCGGGGUCACAACGGGACGGACGCCAGGAGGACCAAGGAGCACCAGAGGACGGGGGGCGCUCGGCCGCACUCGGCUCCGAGCAUCAAGGUCGAGAGGUGCCAGGACGAGAGGCUUGAGAACGGGAAGCUGGGCAGAUCCGAGGACGCUGGAAAGUUGGGCCAUCCACCGCCGCCGGCGGCGUAUCAGGAUCCUCGUUCGCCGACGCCGACCAAGCACCGGCAGAGUGCGAGUAUACUCGACGUGGCGAAUAACAACGGCAUCGGCAAGCUCGUGCUCAAGGUUGAGCCGCUCAAGUCGCCGAGCGAGUCUCUCAGCCCCGCGCUGCUCUCGCCCGUCUCUGCUGUCUCCGUCAACUCCUUUCACGCCGAGGCAUCGGGAACGACGACACCGAACGGCAAGCGGUCGCGGUGCGCGAGCGUCCCGGUGGCCCAGAACAAGCUGAUAGUCCCGAGGAGCGCGAUAUCGAUGCCGUGCAUGCCGAUCCGGGACCCGCCGCUUCCACCACCCGCACCGUCGCCCACUCCAAUCGUCAACACCGCCAAGCUCUCACCACCUGCUUCCCGACCCUCGAGCCCCACCACGAGCACGAGCUCGAGCAACCUCACCUCGGAGUGCAGCGGCUGGGUCAGCAGCGGGGACACCUCGAGCUCCGAGCACCGCAGGGUCAAGCUCUCGAGCGAACAGCUCCGGCAGAAACUCGCCAAGAUCGUCACCCCCAAGAAGGACAAAAAGCAGGAAAAGGAGAGGCGGCGCAGCAAGUCCCAACAGCCGUUAAAGUCGAAGCAGCACCACCACAAGACGAGCGAGCCCAGCAAGCAGGACAAGCUGCGCUCGAGCUCCCCGGCGAGCCACACGUACGAGGAGGUGCGCCUACCGCCACCCAAGAUGUUCCAGGACGAGCCACCGCCACCUGAGGAGUUUCGCGAUCCUCCGGCCCCGGGGAGCAACAACACGGCCACGACCAUCGACAAUCCCCUUUACCACCUCUACGAGGCGGUCAGGCAGCAACAACAGCACAAUCACAACCACCACCACCAUCACCACCGUAGCAGCGGGGGGAGAUCCAACAGCCCGAAGCAGACCAAGACGGCGCCGUGCAGUCCCCAGAGGAACGGCAAGCAGCACCAGUCGGCGAGCGACGGCCAAUUGAUUUACAGCCUAGCCGGUAGUAGGCUCGACAUAUGCGCCGAUUGCUACCAGGAGGGCAAGGAGCUCCUACAAUCGACCCAGGACGACUUUAUCAAUUUCAACAAGUGCAAGGAGGAGUUCAAGCGACAGAUGUGCUUCGCCGGCAAGCUGUACAGCGACCAUCCGACCCUCGCCUCGAGUCUGCCCUACUUCCACAUCAGCGACGAGUACAGGCUGUACUCGCCCGAGGGCGUCCACCUGAUCGUCUGCGUGCACGGGUUGGACGGCAACGCGGCCGAUCUCCGGCUCGUCAAGACGUACCUCGAGCUCGGCCUGCCCGGCGUCCACCUCGACUUUUUGAUGUCGGAGAAAAACAAGGGCGACACCUUCUCGGACUUUGAGACGAUGACGGACCGGCUUGUGGGCGAGAUCCUCCAGCACAUCGAGAGCGGGGACCUAAACCCGACAAAGGUGAGCUUCGUCGGCCACUCCCUGGGCACGAUAAUCAUCCGUAGCGCCCUGACGCGGCCCCAGCUCCGGCCACUGCUACCGCGGCUGCACACCUUCCUCAGCCUGAGCGGACCCCACCUGGGGACCCUGUACAACACGAGCGGCCUCGUCAACGCGGGCAUGUGGUUCAUGCAAAAGUGGAAAAAGUCCGGCUCGCUGCUGCAGCUGGCCAUGAAGGACUCGGCCGACGUGCGCCGCUCGUUCAUGUUCCGGCUCAGCCAGAAGAGCAACCUCCAAAAGUUCAAGCACGUGCUGCUGUGCGGCAGCGCUCAGGACCGCUACGUGCCGUUGCACUCGGCGCGCAUCGAGCUCUGCAAGGCGGCCGUGCGCGACCCUACCGAAUUGUAA
Copidosoma floridanum is the source of this 4633-nucleotide messenger RNA. Its product is annotated as protein FAM135A. Gene Ontology annotation, biological process: lipid metabolic process. The record is from RefSeq and is a predicted model, not a curated record. Lineage: Eukaryota; Metazoa; Arthropoda; Insecta; Hymenoptera; Encyrtidae.